AUGUUUCCGCUAAGGCAGUUAGUUAGCAAUGCCACCAGAAGGGUUGUGCCUAGUUUUAGGGCUAUGUCCAGCUCAGGCCCUUUGGUGGACACAACUGUUGACAAUGAAGGAAUAGCAACUGUGACGAUGCAGAGGCUACCGGUAAACAGCCUCAAUCUAGACCUUCUACAAGCCAUGGAUAAAGCACUUGAUGAAGUUACCAACAACAAAUGCAAGGGAAUGAUUUUGACAUCUGCAUCACCUACUGUGUUCUCUGCUGGGCUAGAUAUAAUGGAGAUGUAUAAACCAGAUAUGAAGAGGGUUGAAACUUUCUGGAAUACUUUACAAGAAGUAUGGACCAAGCUAUUUGGAUCCAGUUUCAUCACAGCUGCAGCCAUCAAUGGUCACGCUCCAGCAGGCGGCUGUCUCCUGGCAAUGUCCUGUGAAUACCGUGUGAUGAUGAGUGGGAAAUAUAGCAUAGGUCUGAACGAGACGGCGCUUGGUAUUGUGGCUCCCAACUGGUUCAUGCACACUAUGGUCAACACUAUACCACAGAGGCAAGCGGAGCUGGCCCUUACUACUGCUAAGAUGUUCUCUGUUGAUGAGGCUUUGAAGGUUGGUCUAAUCGACGAAACUGCAUCAGAUAAAGCAGAUGCGGUCGCCAAAUGCAAGCAAUUUAUCAAGAAGUUUGACAAGAUUCCACCGUUAGCCCGUUUCCUAACCAAACAGAAGAUUAGGGAAGCUCCAUUAAAAUGGAUGAUGGACAAUCGUACCCAAGAUACUCAAGAGUUCUUAAUGUUUGUGGGCCAUCCUAAAGUACAGAAAUCUUUAGAAAUGUACAUACAGGCUUUGAAACAGAAGGGUGGCAAAUGA
Spodoptera littoralis (African cotton leafworm) is the source of this 852-nucleotide messenger RNA. The record is from the annotation of a GenBank genome assembly. Lineage: Eukaryota; Metazoa; Arthropoda; Insecta; Lepidoptera; Noctuidae.